UAACACUAACAUAACAUAACAUAACAUAAUUAGAUAAGAAAAAGGGAUCUUAGAAGUUAGAAGCAACUCAAGAGAGAUCAGAUCAGAUCAGAAUAUCAGAUCAUCACUUCUCAAAACAAAAGCCCUUUUAGGGUUUUGAAGGACAGUGACGGAAUGGAUCAAUCGUUCCUGGUAAUGCUAUCGAAUCUCCUCCACCUCCACAAUUCUUUAGACCCCACCACCUCUCUCCUCUCCGACACAAUCUCUUCCACAACCGCCUCCGCCUCCGCCUCACCUUCCUCCGCCACAUCCCCAACCUCUCUCCUCUACUCCUCCUCCAUAGCCCCACUCCUCUUCUUCACCAUCGCCUCCGUCCUCUCCUACGUCGCCUCCACCCGCCCCACCACCUCCUCCACCACCACCACCACCACCACAACCACCACAACUCAACCACAACCCAACGCCUCCGACUACUCCGUCUCCGCCUUCCGAGCCCUCACCACCGAACACAUCUGGUCCCUCGAAGCCCCCCUCCGCGACGCGCACUGGCGCUCCCUCUACGGCCUCUCCUACCCAGUCUUCACCACCGUCGUCGACAAACUCAAACCCCACAUCGCCGUCUCAAACCUCUCCCUCCCUUCCGAUUACGCCGUCGCCAUGGUACUCUCCCGCCUCGCCCACGGCCUCUCCGCCAAAACCGUCGCCGCGCGCUACUCCCUCGACCCUUACCUCGUCUCCAAGAUAACCAACAUGGUCACGCGCCUCCUCGCAACCAAGCUCUACCCAGAAUUCAUCAAGAUCCCCGUCGGUCGCCGACGCCUCGUGGAAACCACACAGGCCUUCGAAGAACUCACCUCACUCCCAAACAUGUGCGGCGCCAUCGACACCAGCCCCGUCAAGCUCCAUAGCCUCCCAAACCCUAACCCCGCAACCUAUCGUUGCCGUUAUGGUUACCCCUCUGUUCUCCUUCAGGUUGUCUCCGAUCACAAGAAAAUCUUCUGGGACGUUUGUGUGAAGGCUCCAGGUGGCACCGACGAUGCAACCCAUUUCAGGGAUAGUCUUGUCUACAAUCGCCUCACAUCUGGGGAUGUUGUUUGGGACAAGGUGAUGAAUGUACGAGGUCACCAUGUUCGUCCUUACGUUGUUGGGGAUUGGUGUUACCCUCUGUUGCCGUUUUUGCUCACCCCAUUUUCCCCAAGUGGAAUGGGCACCCCUGCACAGAACCUGUUUGAUGGAAUGCUCAUGAAGGGAAGGUCGGUUGUUGUGGAAGCGAUUUCAUUGCUAAAAGGAAGGUGGAAAAUCCUUCAAGAUUUGAAUGUUGGCCUUCAUCAUGCCCCACAAACGAUCGUUGCUUGUUGUGUGUUGCAUAACUUGUGUCAGAUUGCUAGGGAACCCGAACCUGAGCUGUGGAAGGAGCCUGAUGAGAGUGGACCUCAACCUAGGGUGCUGGAUAGCGAGAAAUCAUUUUAUUUCUUUGGGGAAAACCUGAGGCAAGCUCUCGCUGAUGAUUUACACCAAAAGCUUUCCUCAAGAUAGUUAGUUACUUGCUUUAUUUACAUGGUGUACCAACAUGUGUAUCAAUCAGUAUAUUUUGAUUUUGAAUAAUUUAUGAGCUUGUGGUUAGGAAGCAGAUGUAGAACUAGAAUACAAGGUUUCUGGAUGUAGAGGACUACUGACAUUGUUUUCAGACAAGUUUAACUCUAAUGGCAGAGCUUCAUACUCUCAC
Gastrolobium bilobum is the source of this 1705-nucleotide messenger RNA. Its product is annotated as protein ANTAGONIST OF LIKE HETEROCHROMATIN PROTEIN 1. The coding region runs from base 154 to 1515 and encodes 453 amino acids. The record is from RefSeq and is a predicted model, not a curated record. Lineage: Eukaryota; Viridiplantae; Streptophyta; Magnoliopsida; Fabales; Fabaceae. The transcript has a single exon.